AGUAAAAAUCUAGGUAUUGGGCUGGGGACGAGCUGGUUAACAUUAACGCAUUCGCGACAUACCCGGUUUUCUGUUCGGCUUUGGACGACUCCGUCUAUUUCGCAUAAUAUACACCGGAUCCGGAUUUCGUCAUCCUGGUUUUAAGUACUUCGGCCAAAGCAGGAAGUUACCUAAGAUAUAGGUAUUAUAUCGUACAACACGCAGCUUCUCCGCCGCUCGGUUCUCCGUCGAGGUCUAGAAUUCAGACAUAUUUUCUUUACCACCUAUUCAGUGAUUCGGGCCAGCCCGUACAGUCUUCCGUAUGGCGAACGAAACUUUGCGUGGCGGGUGUCCCGUGCCCUUUUUUAACGAGGACUUAUUCCCUACGGUGGGAGGACACAUCGAGGGCCGGUUGUGUUCGCCCCUGGGGCGUAUAAACUGUUGUGUGCCAUGUCCUAUGACGGACUGGGCUUACCCAGAUAAUUUUAACACGGCAACGACGGCGGCAAACUGGGUUAAUGUUGUCGGCAUGGUCUGCUGCGGGUUCUUAUUAAUAUCCUGGAUCGUGCUUCCCGUCGAGAAGACGCAUCGCCAUUAUUUGAGCAUCAGUCUCGCGUGUGCCGUUGUUUUAAUGAACUUGGGCUUCAUCAUUCCACUAGCAGCUAAGCCAAACCAAUGUUACAACGAGAUUACGCCUCAUGGGAUGGACACGAGCUCCGUAUGCGCUGCCUCGGGCGCUUUCUUACUUAUUGGAGGCUGGGCUGGUGUCAUGUGGGUUUUCUUGAGGGCUCUUUCUCUACAUCUCCAAAUAUGCUGGCAAUUGGUGGUGGGACGAAACUACAUGUGGUUUUCUCAAGUUCUCGGCUGGGGUAUACCCGUUAUUGGUCUCAUCAUUCUACUCGUCUUCAGCGGAGUUUCUUUCCGAUUCGGCGCAACAUGCCAUAUCAACCACGAGAACAGUUUGGCCGAUUUCUGGAUUCCACUUCUUGUCUUCGCAGGCCUGACUGUUAUCAUACAAUUCGCCACUUUUGGAUAUUGUAUCAAAGUUUACCUCGCCUCUCUGACUGACAACAGCACAACCACUGAGGGCUCUGGGAUGCCUUCAUAUUCUAACAGUAUCCGCACUAUGACUCCCCGUCAAGCCUACCGGCGAAUUCGACGCGUCGUCCAACUCCAAUGGCGUGGCAUUGUCAUUGUAUUGAUAAUUAUCGCGGAUGUUAUCUUCUUUGCUGUCAUCUUCGUCUUUCUAGACAAUACUGUGGAAUCGGUUAGGACUGACCCGGCAAAGGCACUUCCAUGGGCAGCUUGCCUCAUCGCUGCUAGCGGUGAUAAGAAUAAGUGUUUGGACAAGGCUAAAGGGUUGGUUGUUAAUCUGCCGACUGUCACGGCGGUUCUAGUACUAUUGGCUAUGAACGGCCUUUGGUUGCUCUUGCUACUCGGCCGCUGGUCUAUGGUCACCGGCUGGGUCGAUUUCUUCGCAGCUCUGAGUGGUCGCACCACCAAGAAAGAAUUCGUGUCUGUAGACGCUCGAAUGGAUAUUAAGCAGGACCCUCGAUCUUAUGAAAUGUUGUCUCGCGAUUCCGGAAAGGUAGACACGGUGCUGACCCCAAUUAGCGCGACAAUGUCGCCCUCUGCUCAAGGCGGGCGCAAAACCCCUGAUUACUUCGGACAAACGGUCCGAUACCAACCGCACCAGCGGUCCUUUUCUUCGCCCAGACCCCCACAGCAACUCCGCUGGGAUACGAAUGAGGGACAAGAAAAUGCCUAUCCCUUGCCGCCGAUGCCGCCAUCACGUACAUACGAUUACGAUAAUAUGAACCCGUUAGGAAUGAACAGGAUAGAAAAGGAAGAGGAGGAUGAAAUACAAUACUCGGCCCCGAGGUCGCAAUAUACCCAACCACACGCUCCCGAUUAUAGUCGCGACCACGUUUUCAUUUGAAUAAUUAUUCGAUCUGUUACCACAGGCUAUGCGCCCGAUCUUACAAAGCAUGUACACCAUGUACAAAAUAUUUUUUCUUCAUGUUACUAUAUUUGGGGCGAAUUGGUACCCUACACAGAUGUUAUUUAUCAGGCUUCAAGCGCGGCGUCCCGGGAUUUUGUAUCGAU
Messenger RNA from Annulohypoxylon truncatum, 2085 nucleotides. RefSeq lists its product as uncharacterized. Gene Ontology annotation, cellular component: membrane. Gene Ontology annotation, molecular function: G protein-coupled receptor activity. The transcript is spliced from 4 exons. Lineage: Eukaryota; Fungi; Ascomycota; Sordariomycetes; Xylariales; Hypoxylaceae. The record is from RefSeq and is a predicted model, not a curated record. Gene Ontology annotation, biological process: G protein-coupled receptor signaling pathway; cell surface receptor signaling pathway. Bases 302 to 1918 code for a protein of 538 amino acids.